AUGCCCCUCUCAAACCCCACAAACACCGACCGCCCAACACCAACCAUCACCCCCGACUCCGCAAGCCUCCACCUAGGCAGCUCAAUCAUAAUCAACGCUCCCUCAACCCGAGUCUGGGAAGUCCUCACCGACACAUCAACAUGGCCAAGCUGGAACUCCUUCGUACCACGCGUGACAAUCCGCUCCCAACCCAACACAGACACAGCGCCCCUCUCCCCAAUUUUGCAAAAGGGCACAAGAGUAACCUUCCACGUCCGCAUGGAUCCAACCUCGACAAAACCCCAAGCCGCCACAGAUGCCGGCCUAGUCGUCACAGAAUACGAGGCGCCGAAUACGGAGACCGGGGCGCUGGGCCGAAUUGUCUGGGCGUCGGAUUUUGAGGCCGUGGGGACGAUGCCGGGUUCGCUUUUGACGGCUGAGCGCGUUCAUGAGAUUAAGGAUGUCGAGGUGGAGGGUGGAAGGGGGACGGAGGUGAGAAAUUGGGAGUUGCAGGUUGGGUGGAUGGUUUGUGUUGUUAGGUGGAUGUAUGGGGCGAAGCUGAAGGUUAAUUUUGAUCUUUGGGUUAAGGAUUUGAAGGCGUUUGUUGAGGGUGGGAAUGGGGGAGGUGGUGGUGGUGGGGAUGAGUAG
Molecule: messenger RNA, 627 nt
Organism: Penicillium manginii
Lineage: Eukaryota; Fungi; Ascomycota; Eurotiomycetes; Eurotiales; Aspergillaceae
Product: SRPBCC domain-containing protein
Exons: 1
Coding region: 1-627 (208 amino acids)
Source: RefSeq, a predicted model, not a curated record